AUGGAGAUCCCGAAAGCAAGAAGGUUCCUGCCAGAAAGGAGCUCCGUCAGCCUUCUCCUGAUUGUCAUAUUCAGUGUGUAUUGGACGUUGGAGGCAUUGGAGAUGAACACCGGUAAGAUCCCGUAUGCAGAGGUGUUGAACGGUAGCAAUGUUCUGCUGCCCUGCACCUACACCAGUUGUAUCGGCAUCACUAAACUGUACGUCAAAUGGGAGUCCAAUAUCAAUGGCAGCAUACAGAAGAUAAUGGACUCGAUGAUCCCAACGGAUAAUGCAGAGCCGGUGAACAAGAAGAUUUACAGAGAACGUGUGGAAUUUGUGGGGGUCCCAAAUACAAAUGAUGUGUCCAUAAAGAUCUGGAAUGUGACCUUUGAGGACGCUGGCCAGUACACAUGCUUUGGCAAGAACCCCAAAGAGAAGGGCAAGAACCACAGCGCAUACUUCACACUCUAUGUGGUGGAUGAAUUACGGGUUGUGGAUAACACUCUGACCCUCAUCAUCGUGUCAUGUGUGGGAGGCUGCAUAGCUCUACUGGUGAUCUUCAUGCUGCUAAAGAACUUCACGCUCUUCGUCCUUGCCAAGCUCGAGGAGAGAAAUAAGGAGUGCCUCGUCUCCUCAGGGAUCGAUAAUACGGAAAACGGACUGUCCGGCUCCAAAACGACACCCAAACCUACACCAAAGAAAGCUUGA
Messenger RNA from Neoarius graeffei (lesser salmon catfish), 687 nucleotides. RefSeq names its product sodium channel, voltage-gated, type IV, beta b (gene scn4bb). Gene Ontology annotation, molecular function: transmembrane transporter binding; sodium channel regulator activity. The record is from RefSeq and is a predicted model, not a curated record. The coding region runs from base 1 to 687 and encodes 228 amino acids. Gene Ontology annotation, biological process: regulation of ventricular cardiac muscle cell membrane repolarization; regulation of sodium ion transmembrane transporter activity; cardiac muscle cell action potential involved in contraction. Gene Ontology annotation, cellular component: membrane; voltage-gated sodium channel complex. Lineage: Eukaryota; Metazoa; Chordata; Actinopteri; Siluriformes; Ariidae. The transcript is spliced from 5 exons.